Molecule: messenger RNA, 1948 nt
Organism: Quercus robur (English oak)
Lineage: Eukaryota; Viridiplantae; Streptophyta; Magnoliopsida; Fagales; Fagaceae
Product: shaggy-related protein kinase epsilon
Exons: 13
Coding region: 322-1560 (412 amino acids)
Biological process (GO): signal transduction; protein phosphorylation
Cellular component (GO): cytoplasm
Molecular function (GO): protein serine/threonine kinase activity; ATP binding
Source: RefSeq, a predicted model, not a curated record
ACUAGUAUCAGAAAAUCACAGAGUAUCCAAAGUAAACAAAACAAAACAAAACAAAGAGUCACUCUUUAGUCAAACCCGUACGAAACCAGAACUCUGAAACUGCGAAGACCUCUCUCUUUCUCUCUCUAGAAUAUCUCACUGUUCCUCUCUCUCUGUCUCUCUCUCACACACUCACAGUGUCUGGAUCGAAGAGAUUUGCAAAAUGUGAGGGAUUUUACUGCUUCACAUUUUACACCACAGGUUAUAAAGCUUGCCCCUGUUAACAUGGAUUGUGUAUUCUAAGAAACUGCAAACGUUUUGCCUCUAUCUCCCGCAGUAUAUAUGGCUUCUGGUGGUAUGGCUCCUGCUAUAGCAGUUGGAAAACCUGCUGGUGAUGCAAUGAUUGUUGAUACGCUCCCAGAGGAGAUCAAUGAAAUGAAGAUCAGGGAUGAAAAAGUUGAAAAGGAAAUGGAAGCAACAGUGGUUGAUGGAAAUGGAACUGAAACUGGACACAUUAUUGUAACUACAAUUGGGGGUCGAAAUGGUCAACCCAAACAGACCAUAAGUUAUAUGGCAGAGCGCGUUGUUGGACAGGGCUCAUUUGGAAUUGUGUUUCAGGCCAAGUGUCUGGAAACAGGAGAAACUGUUGCAAUUAAGAAGGUAUUGCAGGACAAGAGAUAUAAGAACCGUGAGUUGCAAACAAUGCGCCUUCUUGAUCAUCCUAAUGUUGUCUCACUCAAGCACUGCUUCUUUUCAACCACGGAAAAAGAUGAGCUCUAUCUCAAUUUGGUGCUUGAAUAUGUACCUGAGACUGUAUAUCGUGUAGCGAAACACUACAGCAAAGCAAAUCAGCGGAUGCCCAUGAUAUAUGUGAAACUCUACACCUAUCAGAUAUGUAGAGCUUUGGCAUAUAUUCACGGAGCCAUAGGCGUGUGCCACAGGGACAUUAAGCCACAGAAUCUACUGGUUAAUCCCCAUACCCACCAGGUCAAGCUAUGCGAUUUUGGAAGUGCAAAAGUUCUGGUAAAAGGUGAGCCAAAUAUAUCAUAUAUUUGUUCUCGUUAUUAUCGAGCGCCUGAACUCAUAUUUGGAGCAACUGACUACACUACUGCAAUUGACAUCUGGUCUGUGGGUUGUGUUCUCGCUGAACUGCUUCUAGGACAGCCUCUCUUUCCAGGUGAAAGUGGAGUCGAUCAGCUUGUAGAGAUUAUUAAGGUGCUCGGUACACCAACUCGUGAGGAAAUCAAAUGCAUGAACCCAAACUAUACAGAGUUCAAAUUCCCACAAAUCAAGGCCCACCCCUGGCAUAAGAUAUUUCACAAGCGCAUGCCCCCAGAAGCGGUAGAUCUUGUCUCAAGACUUCUUCAGUACUCUCCAAAUCUGAGGUGCACUGCUUUGGAGGCCUGUGUCCACCCAUUUUUUGAUGAACUUCGUGAUCCUAAUAUCCGUCUCCCUCAUGGGCGUCCCUUGCCACCUCUCUUCAACUUCAAACCUCAAGAGCUGAAAGGAGCAACUUUGGAGCUUCUUUCCAAACUGAUACCAGAGCAUGCCCGGAAGCAAUGCCCAUUCCUUGGUUUGUAGAUUUUAAAACAAGUGCUGAAACAAUGGAAUUAUUGCUAUAUUUUACCAUGUUUGCCUUGUAUGUUUUCUGCACAGAUUAGUGCCGCCCUGUUUGUUGUUAUAUCUAGUUUCAACUUGAAGUACUUGAUUGACAAAUGAUGCUGGUGUUUUCCUGUUGGCCAUGGUCACAUAUAAUUCUGCUAAAAGACUCGGAGUGAUUCUAUCUUGAUCGUGUCUGUAAUCAUAAAUUAAUCACUUAUUGUAUAGCUCUCUCUCUCUCUCUAUAUCUCUUGUCUUUCUUCCAUAGAGACCUCAUGAGGGGAGGAAAGUGGUUCAACAAAUGCAUCAAGAUGAAUUUCUACCUCUUUAGCCAUAAUGAUGAUGAUGAUGAUCAAUUUAUAUGCUGCAA